GCUGUGAUCCCCCUGACGGACUCGGAGCACAAGCUGCUGCCCGUGCACUUUGCCGUGGAUCCCGGGAAGGAAUGGCAGUGGGGAAAAGACGACAGCGACAACGUCAAGCUGGCCAGCGUGACGUUGUCGCUGGAAGCGAAGCUGCACUUGCUGCACAGCUACAUGAAUGUCAAAUGGAUCACGUUGCCUUGUGACACGCAGGCGCCUUUGGCCCAGCCGGAAUCUCCUACGGCCUCCGCGGGCGACGACGCUCGUUCAGCUGCGGAGUCGGGAGAGUCGGACAAGGAGUCGGUCUGCAGCAGCUCGGCCAGCAACGGCGGCAGCAGGGCUUGCAAGGACAAAGAGAAACCAAAGAAAGAGCGAGAAAAGGACAAGGAAAAAGAUAAAAAACGGGCAGACUCGGUUGCCAACAAGCUGGGCAGCUUCGGCAAGACGCUGGGAAGCAAGCUAAAGAAGAACAUGGGCGGCUUGAUGCACGGCAAAGCUAUCAAGGGCGGCGUGAGCAACGGGCAGGGGGACACCUUGGAGAAGAAGAAGAAGGGGUCCUUGAAGUCGAGGAAAGGCAGCAAAGAGGAAUCUUCCCAAGGGGACUUGUCAGCUCCUGUGGAGAAAAGCUGCGCGGGUAAAGCAGCCCCCGAGAAGCCGUCGGACCCCUACAAAUACAGCAACGACGUCAGGCUGAGCCUGAGCAUCCUGCGGGCCGCCAUGCAGGGGGAGCGCAAGUUCAUCUUCGCCGGCCACCUCAAGACCAGCAACCGGCACCAGUACCAGGAGGAGAUGAUCCAGCGGUACCUCCUGGACGCCGAGGAACGCUUCCUGGCUGAGCAGAAGCAAAAGGAGGCCGAGAAGAAGGCGCUGGGGAGCGCUGCCCCUGCCAAGAAGCUGGAGCCGGAGGCGAACCCCCACAAGGGCGAGGAAGCGAUGCUCCACCCCGCUUACCCCCAGCCUCCCCCGGCCUACGCCAUCCAGACCCCGGAGCUGGCCGUAGGCGCUAAAAUCGCCGCUUUCCCCUCCGGCUAUUCGGGCGUUUUCACCUUUCCCAGACCCUCCGCGGUCAACAGCGUGGAGGGGUCGCACCCCGCCGCCUAUCAACCGAAUCCCUACCAAACCAGCCCUUCCCACCACCUGGGGAGGUUCUCCCCCACGGACACGGACCUCCAGCCCACCUACCCGUCGUCGGAGUGCGAGGGCUCGGCCUGCCUCCCCCCGCACAGCAACGGCUACCGGGAAUACCUCGAGCAGGACAGCUCGCCGAGGGGAGCGCCGGCGGACAAGGGCAGGAGCCGGGUCCUUUACAGCGUGCAGCAGACCAAAUGCAAGCAGCCGAACUGCAGUUUUUACGGACACCCCGAAACCGGGAAUUUCUGCUCCUGCUGUUACAAGGACGAGCUGAAGCGCAAGGAGCGGGAAGCUCUGGUGCACAGGUUCUGA
Messenger RNA from Leptosomus discolor (cuckoo roller), 1431 nucleotides. The record is from RefSeq and is a predicted model, not a curated record. Lineage: Eukaryota; Metazoa; Chordata; Aves; Leptosomiformes; Leptosomidae.